AUGACGGCCGCCAAGAACAUUCAUCAGCGCCGGGCUAGCCCCAAUGAACAACGAACCAUCAGCCGCGAGGAUCUGGGCCACUAUUACGCUGUCAUCGUUGGAGCAGUGUACGAAUUGGAGGGAGACUUCAACCUCGCAGCCCCAGAGACGUUUUACCCGGCCCUCUCGCAGUGCGUGCAGCAGGAGCCUUGGCUAUGCGUUGUCGUUGGCGACGCGCAUACAGAGAAAGCAUUUUUCGAGCGGAUUCCCACAUUAGACUUCAAGAAUCAUGUCACCAUUCUUGGUCCAUCAGAAAAGGACGCGGAUGACCUGACUCUCAUACAAGAGACACUCGAGGCCGAUGUUGACCGUCCCUUUUCCAAAGGAUGCCCGCCCUGGAGAGUUGUCAUCCAGCCCCUGGAGGCAGAAAAUCAAAUUUUUGUAGCCUUUUCCUUCUCCCAUACAAUUGGCGAUGGCAUGACUGGGCCCAUCUUUCAUCGAACGUUUGCACGCGGCUUGAAUGAAACAACGGCCGGAACCAAGCUGGCAGACUAUCAAAUUGCCAAGAGCUGCACAAAACCUCUUCCCGGUCCGUUCGAUACUCCCGAGAGGCUCCCCAUCUCUUGGUCCUUUCUUCUUGGCCCGCUGCUCGGCGAGAUCUUGCCGAAAUUCAUCCUUGACUUCUUGGGUUUCAAGGCAAGCCUCGCUCGCUACGACGAGGGGACAUGGACAGCCACUCCUGUAUUUUUCAACGCCGAAACCUACAAGACUCAAGUCAGGGUCGUGGAGAUCGAGCCCGUAGUUAUCGAGAGAGCUGUCCGCGCUGCUAGGGAACACGAGGCCAAACUGACCGGUGUCAUUCAUCCCCUGAUGGCCCGAGCACUCAGCAAGUCGCUGCCAGACAAGCACAUCACCAACUUCGUCUCCCAGACGGCGAUAAAUAUGCGCAGAUCCGUCGGGGUCCCCGGCGAUGAGAUGGGCGAGUUCGCCUCGGGAUGCUACUCCAAGACGGCGCGCUCCGAGGCCGAGGGCCCGCUGACCCCGGAAGAAUGGGCAAACGCAAAGGAGAUCACCGAGCAGCUCGCUCUAAGCGCGUCGGAGCUCAAGGACCACGCCAUUUCCCUGCUGCGUUAUGCACCCAACAUCCGACAGUGGAUGGCAGGCAAGGUUGGCAAGCCGAGAGACUGUUCCGUUGAGAUGAGUAACCUGGGGUUGGUUGAUGCUGAUGCGGCGGCAGGCUCAAACGUGGUGACCAAGAAGAUGAUCUUCACUCAGCCUGGGCAUGUCGCGGGGCCGCCUGUGACGUGCAACACGGUGACUCUGAAGGGUGGGAGUUUGAUGGUUACCAUGACCUGGCAAACGGGAGCGUUAGGAAUCGAAGGUGAUGAAGGGGCAUUCAUAGAUAAAGUGUGUGCUGACCUCAAAUCGGGGUUCGACUUAUUGUAA
Clonostachys solani is the source of this 1425-nucleotide messenger RNA. The record is from the annotation of a GenBank genome assembly. NCBI's taxonomy places the organism in Eukaryota, Fungi, Ascomycota, Sordariomycetes, Hypocreales, Bionectriaceae.